This is a messenger RNA of Closterium sp. Yama58-4, 4935 nucleotides long. Lineage: Eukaryota; Viridiplantae; Streptophyta; Zygnematophyceae; Desmidiales; Closteriaceae. The record is from the annotation of a GenBank genome assembly.
AUGGAGGAAGUAGAGUUGGUGGCGUAUGCGGGGAUUGCGACGAGCAAGGGUAAUAUUCUCGCGGAUUACGGCCGAGACCGGGACGUGUACCGGGAGGCGAUCUCCGCCGCAUUACCCGCUCUCCCGGAACAUGCGUCACAAAUCUCCAUGGGCCACGGGCGGCUGUUCGUGCUGUUUCUGAUGGCAAAGGACGGAAUCGUCUUCUUCUGUCUGGGCUACGACCCGCUCACCAAGGACCAGGCGCGCGGGCUGCUGGGGCGCGUGCGCACGGCGUUCCUCUACUCCGCGCGCAAGUGCGACCUGCACUCGGGCGCGCCGCUGCCCGACGCGACGCGCGACAACAUCCGCAAGUCGUUCGCGUCGACCUUCCGCUCGCACAGAGGAAAGAUCGAGGAAGGCGCGCAGCCGCCGCCGCUGACGAUCUACCACGACGCGCCAUUCGCGUACCGAACCAAGUCGGAAGACUCGUUUCCCGCAGGUGAGAGUCAGGAUGGGGAGGAGAGCGACGAGGGGGAGGAGGGUGAGGAGGGGGUGUGGGAUGAUGACGAGGAUGAUGGUGAUUAUAGGGAAGGUGAUGGUGGUGGUGGUGGUGGUGGGGAGGACAGGGCAGAGAUUAGGGUGGAGGAUGGUGGGGGUGACCCUGACGAUUGUGACUUUAGGCGGAGUUCCGCAAACGGGGAAGCGGAAGGGAGGCCAGCGGACGAUACAGGAACAGGAACAGGGUCAAGACGCAGCGAAUCGAACGGCCAGGAUCAACAGAAGCGAGAGCAGCAGCUAGCAGCAGGAGGGAGCGACGCUGGGGGUGGGAACAACAGGGACGGCAAGGACGGCAGGGACGGCAGGGAUAAUGAUGCCCGCAAUGAUGACGAGGACUCAGGUGCUGCUGGUAACCCUAGUGCUGCUGGUUACUCUCCUGGUUACCCGCGCGUCGACAGUGGCAGAAGUGGCAGUGCCAGCAGUAGCCGCAGGUUCCUUGGUGGUGGUAGCGGUGGGGACAUCGCCACUGGUGUUGGUGGUGGUGGAGACAUAGCCUUCGGGGUAGGCACUGGUGUUGGUGGUGGUGGAGACAUAGCCUUCGGGGUAGGCACUGGUGUUGGUGGUGGUGGAGACAUAGCCUUCGGGGUAGGCACUGGUGUUGGUGGUGGUGGAGACAUAGCCUUCGGGGUAGGCACUGGUGUUGCGGCUGCAUGGAAGUCUGGGCCUGGGAGUGACAGCGGCGUUCCGACUGCUGGGUACGGCAGUUACCGCGUAACCGACCAGUUUGGCGCAUCUGCGAGUAUUGUGUCCGAGCCGUCUGCGUCGCCUCGGUCUCCUGCGAGUUCUGUUGCCGUUCCUGUCCUUCGCCGAACCUACACGGACUGCGAUCGGCUCGCUGCGGCAGGAGGUUUGGGAGGAGGUGCGGAAGCAGCAGCAGCUGGUGGUGCGGUUGGUGCUGGUGCGGCAGAUUCAACCGCCGCCAUGGCAUCCCGGCUCGCGAUCCUUAUCGCCGUUCUGGCAAUGGCGGCCGCAGCGCACGCUACAAGCUCCGCAAGCACGGCCGCAAAGGCAGCUGCCAAGCCCUACCCGUCAUACCUGAAAGGCCUCUGUACCAAGGGCGGCUGCGAUUAUAAUUCCGGCUCGUUCGACUACUGGACGAUCCCCGAGUACGGCGCAUGCGUGAACUCCCCGCCGUCGUCGUCGCUGCCGUACUGCGCGGCCGGCAGCAUCCACGCCAAGGCAUGCUGCAACAAGUGCUCCAACACCACCGGCACCAACUCCUUCAACUGCCGCUACUGGGUGCACAUCCCGUCCUCCGGGGCAAGCUCGGACACCUGCUCCGGGAAGCCCUGCGGCAAGUGCAUCCUGCUCCCCGCGAUUGACGGCAUCGAGCCCAUUAGAGCAGUCAGCUUUACAGCAGGUUUCCACCAGCUUUCCUCGUCGCAAGCAAUUUUCGAGUCGAUUAAAAAUUCGUCGCAAUCGCGGUAUAUUAGAGCAGCCAAUCGGAGAACGCCGUCGAACAACUUCCAACUUCCUGAUAAUCGCACCGUUUCAUACAUUCUUCGGCCGGACCACGAGCGUUGCGUAGCUGAUUACGCAGCCGAUUUUUUCGCAGAAGCCGUCGCCGAGAGCAGAACGACAUUGCUUAGCGAGCGAAACUCAGGUUUUGCGAACUGGUUGCACGACAUGGAUCGCACGGCUCGCCUGCUUCUGUCGCUCGUCGCCCUUCUCGUCGCUUCUGCCCUCACGCCACGUGUGCGUGCCGCUAGCGAGCUGAGUGACGCGGACCCGUUCCCCCUUCGGCUGCACCACGCGAGAUUUCAUGAACAGGUGGACUCCCCCCUUGCCACGUCAGCAUCGGACCCCUUGUCGAACUCCCCCGCCACGUCAGCGGCCUACUCGUCCCACCUCGCCACGGCAGCUUCCGUUGCUCCAGAGGAAGCUUCGUCAGAUGCUGUGUUGCGGCUGAAGCAACAGCAAGAGGAUUUCCAAAUAGUGACUGGUGGGAGCAGUGAAAGCAAUGGGGGCAGUGAAAGCAGAGGGGGCAGUGGGAGCAGCAGCAGCAGCGGCAGCAGCAGUGACAGGAGGGGAAGCUACAGUAACCAAGUGUACACUGUAUACUUAAGAGGGUUACCACCCGUUGUCAGUUACACCGGCGGUGUUCCCGGCUUUGAAGCCACCGCCAUCGCCGCCGCCACUGACGCCGAUGCUGACGUGGCAGCAGUGGGGACCACAGAACAAAAUCCCACACCAUUCCCCCCCAGGCCCGAUCCUAAAGCCUCCCACGUGCUAGCAUACACACAGCAACUCGCGUCUCAACAUUCCCACACCAUCGCAAGCAUUGGCCUCUCAUCUUCAGACAUUCUUUACUCCUACACUUACCUAAGUAACGCGUUUUGCGUCUCACUCACUCCCUCCCAGCUGCAUCGGCUUAAACGCCAUCCAGCCGUCGAUCGAAUUGAACGGUCGAGAUCGCUCGCACCCCUCAUGACAAUGACACCCGCCUUUCUCAACCUCUCCUCUGUCGUCUGGAAAGGCCUCGGGGGGCCGAACCGCGCGGGGGAAAAUGUGAUUAUAGGCGUGGUGGACUCGGGUAUUUGGCCGGAGCACCCCGCGUUUUCCGGGCGGGGGUACACCCGCCCGAAGAAGACCUGGCGGGGCAAAUGUGUGGCGACCAAAGACUUUAAAGCCACUUCCUGCAAUAACAAAAUUAUUGCCGCGCAAUUCUUUUCCGCUGCUUACCUCAAGGCAAACAAGGGGUAUCCCAAGGGGGAAUACGCGUCCCCUAGAGACAGCACAGGUCACGGCACUUGGUGUGCUGGCGCUGCUGCCGGCAACAGCAAUAUUCCGGUUAGAAUGAGCCCGGGGAGCCGCGUGAUUGGUCGGAUGAGCGGCAUGGCCCCGCGGGCGAGAAUAGCGGUGUACAAGGCGGUGUGGGGCGGGGAGAGCAGCGUGGGGGAUGUGAUGGCUGCUGUGGAGCAGGCAGUGCGGGAUGGAGUGGAUAUUCUGCUGUUACCCAUUGGGAGUACCGAUGAUGACUACUUCAACUCCGCGUUCCUGCUCAGGGCUGUGCAGGCGGGCGUGUUUGUGGUGGCAGCAGCGGGGAAUGAAGGCAUGGCACCGGGGCUAAAGCAGCAGCGCACGCUCGCUAACGUGUCUCCAUACAUCUUCACUGUUGCUGCCAGUGGCAUUCCGCGGGAGUGGCAGGCCAAGAUUACUCUCGGCAACGGGAAGGGGUACUUGGGAAUCACACAGCAAGGGGGCGGCCUCAGAACCACCACCAACCUCCCCCUUGUGGAUGCUAAGACCGCUGGCACUGCCAAAGCGGAAACUCAGGAGGCGGAGCAGUGCCGCAUGGGCAUGCUAGACCCUGCCAAGGUGAUGGGGGCGGCGGUGCUGUGCUGGCACGGCAGCGUGUCAUUGGAGGAGAAGGCGCUGACGGUGCAGACGGCGGGCGGCAAGGCGGUGCUGCUGGUGGUGCAGAGUCCAAGUCAGUACGUGCGAUCGGUGACCGGAACGUUCCCGGGGGUGACCUUUGGCAUGACCAUAUCGCAAGCCAUCAAGGACUAUCUCAAGAGCGCCACCAAGCCGACAGUCUCAAUCUCCCCUAUCCUCUACACCCGUCCUAAAGGAACCCUAGCUCCGGUCAUGGCCUACUUUUCCUCCUCGGGUCCGCCCCUCGACCCCUGGGUCUCCACCCCCAAGAACCCCACCGUCACCAACGGCAUCUUAAAGCCCGACAUCACCGCUCCAGGCCUCGCCCUCGUCUCCUCCACCAACUCCGGCAACGCCGCUUCCCCGGGCUUUAAGUUAGACAGCGGCACCUCUGCUGCGGCUUCCGUCGCCGCGGGUGUGGCGGCGCUGCUGAUUCAGAAAUACCCGAGUUGGACCCCCGGAAUGGUGAAAUCGGCUUUAAUGACGACUGCUUCGGUGAAGGACAUGUGGGGGAAGGGGAUUCGCUCGUGGGAUUGGACGUACGCGUCGCCGUGGCAGUUUGGCUCGGGGCAUAUUACCCCGGGAAAAUCGCUAAAUCCGGGGCUAGUUUACGACGUUCGGGCAGCGAACUACAUUAAUUUCCUCGCGGGAUUGGACGAGAAAAAGGCCAAGGCGGCUUUUCCGGCAGCGGCUCUGUCCCCUAUCGAGACGUACAACCUGAACCAGCCGAAUAUCGCUAUAGGGAGGAUGAAACAGACGCUGAACGUGACGCGGUGGGUGACCAACGUGGCGUUUAAAGCGUCGACUUAUAAGGUGUAUCUGGUGAAGCCUGAUGGGGUGAGUGUGUCUGUAUCCCCGUCGACGCUGACUUUAAAGCCCAGGCAGAGGGCGGCGUAUAACGUGACGAUUAUUCCCAAGGCGGUUCAGAAGAACUUCACGUUUGGGAGCAUCACAUGGAAGGAUAGCGUGCAUGAGGUGCGGAGCGUGCUGGCUGUGCAGCCCAUUGAAAAGAAAUCCAAGUGA